Messenger RNA from Colossoma macropomum (tambaqui), 2936 nucleotides. It is a transcript of the gene kcng3, whose product is annotated as potassium voltage-gated channel, subfamily G, member 3. Bases 1 to 1269 code for a protein of 422 amino acids. The transcript has 3 exons. The record is from RefSeq and is a predicted model, not a curated record. Gene Ontology annotation, cellular component: voltage-gated potassium channel complex; membrane. Gene Ontology annotation, molecular function: delayed rectifier potassium channel activity; protein binding. Gene Ontology annotation, biological process: protein homooligomerization; potassium ion transmembrane transport. Lineage: Eukaryota; Metazoa; Chordata; Actinopteri; Characiformes; Serrasalmidae.
AUGAAGUUUGGCAAGAACAUCUGUAUCCUGAACGUCGGCGGCACUAAGUAUGCCUUCACCCGGGAGGUGAUCCGGGACUUUCCGCUGCGUCGGGUGAGCCGGCUGCACAGCUGCUCGUCCGAGAAGGAGGUGCUGGAGGUGUGCGACGACUACGACCGCGAGAGAAACGAGUUUUUCUUCGACAGACACUCGGAGGCGUUCGUCUUCAUCAUGCUGUACGUGCGCUCCGGGAAGCUGCGCUUCGUGCCGCGGAUGUGCGAGCUGUCCUUCUACAACGAGAUGCUCUACUGGGGUCUCGAGAGCUCGCACCUGGAGUUCUGCUGCCAGCGGCGCCUGGACGACAGGAUGUCCGACACAUACACGUGCUUCUCCGAGGAGGAGCUGAUGGGCGCGGACGAAGAAGAGGCCCGGCGCGCGGAGGCGGCGGAGGACGAGGCGGAGGAGACGCGCUCCUGGCUGGCCAGGAUGAGGAGGACCUUCGAGGAGCCCGCGUCCUCCGUGGCCGCGCAGGUGCUCGCCUCCGUCUCCGUCAUCUUCGUCAUCAUUUCCAUGGUCAUCCUGUGCGCGAGCACGCUGCCCGACUGGGACACGGCGAAAAAUAACACGGUGGAGGAGCACAGUAGGAUCAUUGAAGCAGUAUGCAUUGGCUGGUUCACUGCCGAGUGCAUAGUGCGUUUCAUUGUCUCACGGGACAAGUGUGAGUUUGUGCGCCGACCCCUGAACAUCAUUGACCUUCUGGCCAUCACACCUUACUACGUGUCAGCUGCCAUGACGGCCCUGACAGGGGAGAACCCGCAGCUGCAGCGGGCAGGAGUCACCCUGCGUGUGCUGCGGAUGAUGCGCAUCUUCUGGCUCAUUAAGUUAGCGCGGCACUUCCUGGGUCUGCAGACGCUGGGGCUGACACUGCGCAGGUGCUACCGCGAGAUGGUCAUGCUCCUGGUGUUUGUGUGCGUCGCCAUGGCAAUCUUCAGUGCCCUGGCCCAGCUCCUGGAGCAUGGACUGGACCUGGAGACCAGCAACGAGGACUACGCCAGCAUCCCGGCGGCCUGUUGGUGGGUUAUUAUCUCCAUGACGACUGUCGGCUAUGGAGACAUGUAUCCCAUCACCAUGCCGGGGCGCGUGCUGGGUGGCGUGUGUGUCGUGAGUGGCAUUGUGCUCCUGGCUCUCCCUAUUACCUUUAUCUACCACAGCUUUGUGCAGUGCUACCACGAGCUCAAAUUCCGCUCAGCACGCUGCGUGCGAAGUCUCUCCGCUGAGUUUCUCAACUGACUGUCAGUUAUUGAUUUCUCCAGGACCACUCAGGUCCUCAGCCCAACUCCAUUACCCAUCACCUGGCCUCUCUUCUUCUGUGCCUUUGUUUUAAAACCUUGAACAGCCUCCUGAAUUAUAAGCUAAGCUACAUAGAGUAAGGAAUGCUACUAUUUCUGCUAUGGAAAUGGCUCCUUUCAAAUGCAGCAUCUCCACAUUUUUGACCCUUCUGAAUAUAAAUGAUAAAAAUUACCUCUAAAAACUGGAAUGCAUAUGCUUUCUCCAUCAUGGAAGCAACAGGAGAAAAACGAGAAAAAAUUUCCAAGCACACAAAACGAUCACAGUCCAAAGGAACUAUACAAUGCUUGCCAAUGUUUGUAUUGUAACCCUGCACAGAUGAAAACCAAUGAACCUGAUCCAAAGAGACAGCAUUUCCCGUGUUUGGUGGCGUUCAAAAAGGACAACUGUGGCAACAGCCGGCACCAGAUGGCAUGGCUGUCUAUAAGGGGUGCCUGGCAAGGUUUUCAGGUCUUGACUGUUCUCCAGACCAUAGCCGGCCUUUCCUCAAGCGCCCUGGUCUGGCUUCACAUGCAGAAACACUCUGUUCCCAUGGAGAGAUUUCUCCGGCUCGUUAGAUCAUUAAUUCAGUUCAAUUUGGCUUUGAAAGCUCUCCAAAUAUGAAGGGCAAAAAGCAAAGGAGGAGAGAGAAGGGCCUAAAGGAAAUGGUAGAAAUACAGAAAUAAAAUAUUUGAAGAGGCAGAUGGGAGCGUAGUGGAAAGAAUUUGAAAAUACAGCUGAGCGUAGACCUGGUGGAAACAGUUGGGCAUUAAAUGUUUAUCCUUUCAUGUAAGCAAAAUGCAGCUGUGUAAUUGAAAAUAAAUCUCGGUCGGUGCAGUCAUAUUCUGAAGGUUCACUUCCCUAAGUCCUAGAAACAAAACAUCAGCUGUUCUGCUACACAGGGAUGGAGCCACCACCUGGAGCCUAUAUCUCUGGGAAUAUGAGUGCGCAAACCAAGAGGUGUUAACUAAAUUGAUUAGCAAACACCUCACCCACACACUCAGCAGUAGGAGGGCUGUCACUCUCCUCCUCCUUCACUGUAAGCAGAGCGAGCACAAAAGCGAGUCGCUCUCCUUCACUGGAUGGGCUCCUUGUGUGUUCAGUGGUUUAGUAAUUCUGAAUGAGGUAUAAUAACAUUCAGCAACCCAGCCAAGCAAAGCUUAUGAUUAUGAGUCACAACACAUUUUUAGGGCAGUACGAGUAGAAAGCAAUUAAAAACGUUUAAUCAAAAGAUUGCAUCUGUAGAUUUGUUUACUUGAUGAUAUUAUCAAACACAUUGUGAGAAGGAAAUCUAAGAAUGAGUGCCUCAAGAAGUGUAUUCUCUUCUUAAUGCCACAUGUAGUGGUUCGUGUUUAGCAUUAACUCUCAUACUUAUGCAGGAAACCCUUAUCAGUGUUGUACAGUAGCUUGGUGAGUGAUGACAUAAUACAAUGUAACUAAUAUGAAUUGUAAAACUGAAACUGGAGAAAAGGUUUGUCCUGCAUCAGUAUGGUGCAGUAAAUGUUAAGCAUUCCCACCACAUUCCAUCUUUUCAUAUUACAGGCUGCUUUAUAACUGUGAAGCUAUGAGUAUUGCAAAAGUGUAAUUAAAUGCUUUCUGUGGCUGCUUAUGUAGAUAAUCACAGGUAAAAA